ACCAUCGACACCAAAGGAGCUGGGAUGGGUGGGCUGGGCUUGACCGUGGAAGGUCCUUGCGAAGCCAAGAUUGAGUGCCAGGACAACGGCGACGGCUCCUGCUCCGUCUCCUACUUGCCCACGGAGCCCGGUGAAUACACCGUCAACAUCCUCUUCGCCGAAACUCACAUCCCGGGGUCCCCCUUCAAGGCGGACAUCAAGCCCGUCUUCGACCCCACCAAGGUGACGGCCAGCGGGCCCGGUCUGGAGCGUGGCAAGGUGGGCGAGGUGGCCACCUUCACCGUGGACUGCUCCAAGGCGGGCGACGCCGAGCUGACCAUCGAGAUCAUCUCCGAUUCGGGCGUCAAAGCCGAGGUGUUGAUCCAGAACAACAGCGACGGCACCUACAGCAUCACCUACAUUCCUUCCUUCCCGGGCACCUACACCAUCACCAUCAAAUACGGCGGGCACCACGUGCCAAAAUUCCCAGCCCGGGUCAACGUGGAUCCCGCUGUGGACACCAGCAACGUCAAAGUCUUUGGGCCUGGCGUGGAACCUCGAGGGGUCCUGCGUGAGGUCACCACGGAAUUCACAGUGGAUGCUCGCUCUCUCACCAAAACGGGUGGCAACCACAUCCAAGUACGGGUCAUUAACCCUUCGGGGGCCAAGACGGACACCUACAUCACCGACAAUGGGGAUGGCACCUACCGGGUCCAGUACACCCCCUUUGAGGAUGGUAUGCAUCUGGUGGAGGUGACAUAUGAUGACGUGCCUGUGCCCAAGAGCCCCUUCCGGGUGGGCGUCACCGAAGGCUGCGACCCCAGCCGCGUCCGUGCCUACGGUCCCGGGCUCGAAGGGGGUCUGGUGAACAAGUCGAACCGCUUCACUGUGGAAACCAGGUGA
Molecule: messenger RNA, 882 nt
Organism: Thamnophis sirtalis
Lineage: Eukaryota; Metazoa; Chordata; Lepidosauria; Squamata; Natricidae
Source: RefSeq, a predicted model, not a curated record